ACAGCUCCGAAAUUUUUAAUAACUAAAACCUAACUAUAAAAAAAAAAAAUAGAAAAAAAAACACAAAUCAUAAACCACAAAUAGCAAGAAGAAGCAACGAAACUGUUAUGGAGAGUGACGACUUCCAUCAUAAGCACGGCGCCAAUUAGCGACAGACUACUGUGGGGGAAAAUCCAUAAAACGGAGAGCGGGUGAACGGGAGAACAGGAGAGUGGGAGAGCUGGAGCACUGGAUAACUGGACAGCUGGACAGCUGGAGAACUGGAGAGAAUCGCGAGAACUAGUCUAGGAAUAACUGUAAGGAAAAGCCAGUGAAAAACAUGGCAGCAGCCGAAACGGCGGCCCUGGACGUGGCCACUGGAGGCACUGCAUCGGGGGGAGGAGCCGCCGCUGGUGGUGCCGCCGAGGCGGCCAAUGGCCGGGAAGCACGCAAUCUGGCGGAGAAACAGCGCCGCGACAAGCUGAACGCCAGCAUCCAGGAGCUGGCCACCAUGGUGCCGCAUGCCGCCGAGUCGUCGCGCCGCCUGGACAAGACCGCCGUCCUUCGAUUCGCCACCCACGGCCUGCGGCUGCAGUAUGUGUUUGGCAAGUCGGCCUCCCGGCGGCGCCGGAAACUCUGCCUCAAGGGCGUCAACUCGAACUCCUCCGCGGCCUCAUUCCCCGGCGAGAUGCAGCCGAGCACCAUCCAGAAUCCCAAUCUGCAUCUCACCGACACGCUGAUGCAGCUGCUGGAGAGCUGCUUCCUCACCCUCACCUGCAGCGGCCAGAUAGUGCUGGUCUCCUCCAGCGUGGAGCAGUUGCUGGGCCACUGCCAGUCGGAUCUGUACGGCCAGAAUCUGCUCCAGAUCACCCAUCCGGAGGACCAGGCUCUGCUGCGCCAGCAGCUCAUCCCGAGAGACAUCGAGACGCUGUUUUAUCAGCAGCAGAACCAGAGCCCGCACAAUCCUCACCAGCAGCACUCCACAUCCACCUCGGCCUCGGCCUCGGGCAGCGACCUGGAGGAGGACGAGCUGGACCCGGAGCAGGAGCAGGAGCAGGAGCGGGAGCGGGAGGAGGACCAGCCCUACAACCGUCGCACACCCAGUCCCCGGAGCAUCGCCCAUCUGGCGACCGUCGACGAGCGCCUGCGUUCCGACCGCCGCUGCUUCAUCGUCCGCCUGGCCCGGGCCUCCACCCGGGCGGAGGCCACCCGGCACUACGAGCGGGUCAAGAUCGACGGCUGCUUCCGGCGCAGCGACUCCUCGCUGACUGGCGGAGCUGCCGCCAACUAUCCCAUUGUGUCCCAGCUGAUACGCCGCUCCCGGAACAACAAUAUGCUGGCAGCCGCUGCAGCGGCGGCGGCAGCAGCGGAAGCCGCCACCACGAUACCGCCCCAACACGACGCCAUCGCCCAGGCGGCGCUGCACGGCAUCAGCGGCAACGACAUCGUCCUGGUGGCCAUGGCCCGGGUGCUGCGCGAGGAGCGCACGCCGGAGGAGAUGGAGGCCAGUGGCAUGACCUUCUACCGGCAGCCGGAACCCUACCAGCUGGAGUACCGUACGCGGCAUCUCAUCGACGGCAGCAUCAUCGACUGUGAUCAGCGGAUCGGCCUGGUGGCCGGCUACAUGAAGGACGAGGUCCGCAACCUGAGCCCGUUCUGCUUCAUGCAUCUGGACGACGUGCGCUGGGUGAUUGUGGCGCUCCGGCAGAUGUACGACUGCAAUAGCAACUACGGCGAGAGCUGCUACCGGCUGCUGUCCCGGAACGGGAGGUUCAUCUACCUGCACACGAAGGGAUUCCUCGACAUCGACAGCGGCAGCAACCAGGUGCACUCGUUCCUCUGCGUGAACACGCUGCUGGACGAGGAGGCCGGCCGGCAGAAGGUGCUCGAAAUGAAGGAGAAGUUCUCGACGAUCAUCAAGGCGGACAUGCCCUCGCAGACCACCAGCCCGGACCUGCCCGCCUCGCAGGCGCCGCAGCAGCUCGAGAGGAUCGUCCUCUACCUGAUUGAGAAUCUGCAGAAGAGCGUGGACUCGGGGGCGACGGCUGCCUCGCCUGGUGCCCAGUCGCUGGAUACCCUGAUGGACGACGGCUACAGUUCGCCGGCCAAUACCCUGACCCUCGAGGAGCUUGCCCCCUCGCCCACGCCCGCCCUGGCCCUGGUGCCGCCGGCGCCCUCCUCCGUGAAGCACUCCAUCUCCAAGUCGGUGAGUGUCGUGAAUGUGACGGCGGCUCGCAAGUUCCAGCAGGAGCGACAGCAGCAGCAACAGCAGCGACCGCCGGCGUCCGCCUCCCAGGGCGUCAUCCGGCAGCUGAGCAGCUGCCUCAGCGAGGCGGAGACCACGUCCUGCACCCUGUCGCCGGCCAGCAGCCUGAGUGCCGGCGAGGCUCCCGACACCCCGGACCCCCACAGCAACACGCCCCCGCCGCCGCAACAGCCAGUGCGUCCGAGUGUCCUGCACCGGUCCCUGACCAGCACGCUGCGAUGACGGGCCGACGGUACCUGGUUUGCCUUCUAGUAACGGGUGUGGUGUAAUCUAAGUGGGACGUCGAGGGCAGACAGUACCGGGUAUCUGGCAGGGGAAUGAGUGGAAAGUAGAGCCCGGAAGUGCCCUAAAAAAUAGGUAGAUUGGAGGAGAUAGUUUGGAUUCUCUUUUGGAAACUAUUUUUUUUUAAGAAAGGAAGUUUUUAAAAUAAUUUUUAAAUAUUUUAAAGAUUAAGGAGUUAACAUUUUUAAUAAUUUUAAAGAUAAUGUAUGAUUUUUAAACUUCCUACGAAGAUAGGAGGUAUAUCAUUGUUAUAUCUUGAAUGUGAUUUGUUUUUAAAAUCCUUUAUUGUAUAAAAUCUUUUAUAUUUUUUUCUUAAAAAUACCAAAAUGCCUUAAUUUCGAGAUAACGACUGCAGUGAUUAUCCGAUCACGAUGAUGUUUACUAGAAGGACAGGAAGCUAUAGCUAUAGAUUGUCUAAACUGCGAGAUAAGAGCCAUUAGUAUAACAGCUAGUAUAACACUUGCAUAAUCCUGCGAUUGGUUUUUCGGGCUACUGGGCUUCUACUUAUCACUUAUAUUUUGAUUAUAUAUUCAAAUACUUCCCCCGAUACCUGAUGCUGUCUCGACCGUUCCCAUAAUCAAUAAUAAUCUUUGUUAUGUAAUUUACGUUUAAAAAUGUAAA
Messenger RNA from Drosophila bipectinata, 3148 nucleotides. It is a transcript of the gene Met, whose product is annotated as Methoprene-tolerant. Gene Ontology annotation, molecular function: protein dimerization activity; DNA-binding transcription factor activity, RNA polymerase II-specific; RNA polymerase II cis-regulatory region sequence-specific DNA binding. NCBI's taxonomy places the organism in Eukaryota, Metazoa, Arthropoda, Insecta, Diptera, Drosophilidae. Gene Ontology annotation, biological process: regulation of transcription by RNA polymerase II. The record is from RefSeq and is a predicted model, not a curated record. Gene Ontology annotation, cellular component: aryl hydrocarbon receptor complex; nucleus.